This is a messenger RNA of Vitis vinifera (wine grape), 1593 nucleotides long. RefSeq lists its product as uncharacterized. Bases 195 to 1322 code for a protein of 375 amino acids. The record is from RefSeq and is a predicted model, not a curated record. Lineage: Eukaryota; Viridiplantae; Streptophyta; Magnoliopsida; Vitales; Vitaceae. The transcript has 10 exons.
GCGAGAUAUUUCUGGGCUGGUUGCUGGAGAGAGAGGGGGGGCUUUUUUUUGGGUUGCGGGAGAGGAGCUUUUCCAUUGCCAAGGGUGAGCGAAGGGGAGAGAAAAACUCAUUGAGAGAGCUGAGACUUGAUUUCUUUUUGCUUGAGGAACCAGUUCUAUACAAAAUUGAUGUGACUUUGUUGCAUUUUCUGGUGAUGAUGCAAAUUUCUCCAAUUUUGGAGAUUCUGGUGGCAAGGGAUGGCUUCUGUUCCGAAAUUAAAAGGUUAUCAGAUAUCGAGAGGGAAACAAGCAUUAGCAUAAACAGAGGGGUUGAUUUGGGAAAAACAGCUCUUUACAUAGCAGCAGAAGAUGAUUCCCUUAUUUCGCACUCUUCUGUUCCUCUCCCUGUCGACGCUUUCAUCGAGAGACUGGAUGACCUUUCCAUGGAUUACUGCUCUCACUAUAGCUCUGCAUUCAGAGCAUCACCUGAGAUUUUUUUUGAGACUCUGGAGAGAUAUUUGUAUAUUAACAAGGGUUUCCGGAGAACCAAUGCAAAUCUGUCUGAAUCACGGGCUCUAUAUCUUCAUUCGGUUUUAACACAUCGUUCAGGCUCUGCUGCUAUGCUUUCUCUUAUUUAUUCAGAGAUCCUGAAAAUGCUUCGGCUAUGGGGUCUCUUGGACUUUGAUGUUGAGAUUUUUUUCCCUCACGAUUCCCAUAGCCUUCCUAGAGGCUAUCAUAAACAGAAAAGCAAGGAGUCUGAUCAACCACAUAUAAUGACAUCACAAUCCUUAUUCGUGGAGAUGUUGAGAAGCUUGAAGGAUGCGUUCUGGCCAUUUCAACAUGAUAAUACCAGGAGCUUAUUCUUGAGGGCAGCCCAUGCUGCGAAUUGCAUUGAUAGAUCAAAUAUUGUUACAGAAAGUGGCUUUGAGCUGGCAUCUGCAAAGGCUGCUCAGCAUAGACUGGAACGUGGCGUUUGGACCAGUGUACGGUUUGGGGAUAUGAGACGUGCAUUAUCAGCUUGCGAACGUCUUAUUCUCCUGGAAACUGAUUUGACGGAAUUGAGAGAUUAUAGCAUUCUUCUUUACCACUGUGGAUUUUAUGAGCAGUCACUGCAAUACCUCAAAUUGUAUCAGGAUCUGGAGAGUUCUUCCACAGAGAAGCAGUUAUCCAAUUCACCGAGCAACCUGGAGGAAGAUGCUGUGGCAAAACUGAUGGUGCGCCUCAAUCUCAUUUUGAUGGAGGAAGGUUGGAGUUGUCCCACACACAGAAGCUUCCUUGGAGCAGAGUCCAUAGGAUCAUCAACCAGAUCAGAUGCUGAAACUGCCCGAUCAAAGGAUGAAUGAUGUAGAGGGUAUGCAUUUUAUCAUCUCUGUGCUGUUUUUUAAGUGCAAUUGCUGGACUGUAAACAUGAUAUAUCACAUGCAACAAAGUAAAUCAAUGUAUGUAAAUAUUACUUGUGCCUGACAAACUGACCAAAUGGAUCAGUAAGAGAAGAGUUGUGUCUCUAUAUCUCUAUGUAAAAAACCUUCUAGGUUUCAUUAUGAAAGAAAAUGCAGUGGAUGGUAACAUUGGAAUAAGUCCAAGAGAAAUUUAACUUGGAUGCUGAUUCUAAUA